ACAAGAAAGAGAGAGAGAGAAGGAGGGAGAGGGAGGGCGAGAGCGAAAGAGAAGGAAACAAACGGAGAGAGAAACCUCAAUUAGUUUCCUAAGUCUUUCCAGAGGCUAAUUAAGUCAAUCGUGUUUUCUUUUUAAAUUUGAUUUGAAACUCACCAGCACCAAGGAAAGGGAGAAAACCUGAUCUUUUUUUGUGUCCAAAAUAUAAUAUAACUAGUUUUUUAAUACUUGCAGAGAAAACUUUUACUUUUCUAAGUGGAUUAAUUUUUUUUUAAGCUUUAAUUUUGAAACAAGAAGAGAUGUGGAAAGACAACUUAACAUUGUUUGAGACCAUGAUGUACGGGCAUUCCCUGUGCACAGAGUGGAACAAUGGCACAGAAGGCGCAAUAUACCAGUUGGGGAAUAUCAUCUUCACACUGGGCUACAUGGGGGGCAGCGGGGUGUUCGGUACCAUUUACAUCUACAGCCUGCUGGCUCCUGGCUUCUUGUGCUAUGCCUUGUGGGGCUGGUUAGAGGCUUGUGGGGCAGACAUUUUCUCCUGGAGUCUCUUCCUGCUGCUCCUCUGUCUCCUGCAGUUGGUUCACCUGGUCUACCGGCUGCGUAAGGACAUCUUUGAGGAGGAGUUUGACAGCCUUUACAAGUGCAUCUACCUGCCCCUGGAGGUGCCCAUCCCUGUCUUCAAGGAGAUUGUGAAGGGUUGUGAAAGCCAGGCCUUGUUCCUGGCAAAGGACCAGAACUACGCCGUGGAAGGGAAGACCCCCAUCGACAAGCUCUCCUUCCUUCUCUCGGGGAGGAUCCGGGUUUCCUUGGAAGGCCAGUUUCUCCACUAUAUUUUCCCAUACCAGUUUAUUGACUCUCCAGAGUGGGAGUCUCUGCGACCCACAGAAGAGGGCAUUUUCCAGGUGACCUUGACGGCAGAGACAGACUGUCGCUACAUAACCUGGAGGAGACGAAAACUCUACCUCUUACUGUCCAGAGAGCGAUACAUUGCUCGCCUUUUCUCUGUCAUGCUGGGGAAUGACAUCACUGACAAGCUCUACUCCCUCAAUGACAAGCUAUUUGUCAAGAGUGGCAUCCGCUUUGACAUUCGCCUGCCCAGCCUUUACCAUGUCCUGGCCCCUUCCAGUAGCGAUACAGAUUGUGAGAAGGGCCACGAGCAAGGAGAUGCCAUCACGCCAGACGAACAAAUGACACUGCCACUGUCUACGUCUAGAAAGGCAGCUGCUCCCCUGCCCCAUUCUAGCAAUCCAUCCCAGGACCACUGGCUGACAGACACCGAGCUGCCUGCUGGUGAAAGGCCACCAGGAAGCUUUCCAAACCGUUUUCAGAGAAGACGGGCUCCUCUGGCUCCUAAUGAAACCCCGGAGCUAUGAGACCCACCAACCCGACCAAGACACGCAGAUGGACGUCUGCUUUUACUGAGGGCAGAAGAGUUGCACAACCUCACAAAUCAUUUCCACAGUAUCUCAACAUCAAUGAGCUUUAACUGCACCCCUGCACAGUUGUCUCUAAUUCUUCAGUUUAAUUUACUUGAAGAACUA
This is a messenger RNA of Polyodon spathula (Mississippi paddlefish), 1538 nucleotides long. RefSeq names its product popeye domain-containing 2-like. Lineage: Eukaryota; Metazoa; Chordata; Actinopteri; Acipenseriformes; Polyodontidae. Gene Ontology annotation, molecular function: cAMP binding. Bases 297 to 1370 code for a protein of 357 amino acids. The transcript has 4 exons. The record is from RefSeq and is a predicted model, not a curated record. Gene Ontology annotation, cellular component: sarcolemma.